CCCCAGGAGCUGUGUAAUGAGAUGGACUCCAAGCUCCAUGCCUACACAGACGUGAGGAACGCCAUCCGCAGGAUGCUGGAGAGCAGCAACGUGACCCGGGGCUCCAGCACUGAACACAGCCUCUGUAUCCUGGAGCAGAAGUGGGCUACUGUCUAUGGGAAAGUACAGGACCGCAAGGUGAGAGUGAGACCUAGCCUGCUCCCAGAUCUAUGUGCUUUAGCCAACUCCUCUGGCCAUUGUUAACAUUACAUACAGGGUUGUGUUGAUUAGGGCAUGCAACAAUGUUUUAGCUACAGAAAUGAAAAUGAGCAUUUCUUAUUGGACCUUUUUCAGUCAGUUUUCUUCCGUAUGGUGCCUAUUGAACACAACCCAGAUCUGGGACCAGGCUAAGUGACACCAAUGAGGGGCCUAAGAACAUGAUGAUUAACUACAGUAUGUUUGUGAACAACCUGAGUAAAAGUGUGGUAUCGGUUUUGUUCCUAGGCUAAGCUAACCGAAGGGUUGAGCCUGGCGAAGGAGUUCCACAGUAAUGUCCAGGAGCUGCUGACCAGGAUGGCCAAAUGUGAGGAGGCCAUAGGAGUCCUGCCUGCCCCCAGCUUCAUCCUGGACACGGUCUGUGGCCAGCUUAAAGACCACCGGGUGGGUUUCUGUGUGUGUGUGUGUGUGUGUUUGUCUGUGCCUGCCUGUGAGUUUGCGUUUGUGUGUCUUUGUGUGUGAGAGUAUGUGUUUGUGCGUAUGUGUGUGCAUGUGCGAAUUAUGUUUGUGUGUAUAUGAUAAAUCAUUUCCCCCCUCAGACUCUGGUGAGUGAGGUGAACUGUUAUGGUGAGAAGAAGACGGUGGUGGAGAGUGCAGGCUCCAGGCUGACCGAGCUAAGCAGGAAGGAGGACUGUGACGUGGUUCACAACCUGGUCAUGACCGUACAGGACCGCUACAGGAAACUCCACCAGCGCACCACAGAGAGGGGCCGAACACUAGAGGAUGUCAAGAAGAACACAAAACAGGUAUAGAUACAGAACCAUCAGAUAUUCUCUGAAAUAUAUGUUUUUUGGUAAUUAUUAAUCUGUAUUUUCCACCCCACAUAAUCAAUUUCUCAACAUCCUCUAUCUAUUAACUCAUAAUAACCCUCCAAACAGUCUUAAUGCCUCAGUUUCAAUAGUCCAACUUAGAAGCGCUCUCAUGAUAACAAGCAUGUGCUAUCCUCUAAUAUUUCAGUUCAGUGAAUCUUGGCGCCUCCUACUGGACUGGAUGACUGAGGUGGAGCAGACGCUGGACACACAUAAAGAGAUUGCUGUGGACCACGAGGAAAUUAAACUGCAGCUUACCGAACAGAAGGUAGGCCUAAAUAAAUUAUAUAAAUAAUUGUAGCUCUUGUCAAUAUUGUUCUAGCUUGGAAUGUAUAUUUUAAAUCCAUUGUUUUUGUCAAAGGGAUAGUUCAGCAAAAUUACAUAUUUCACUGAACUAUCCCUUUAAUUACUGUAAUUACUAUAUAUGCUCCUAGGACUUCCAGAAGCUUCUGCGCUCGAAGCGACCCAUGUACGAGGCCACUCUAAAGAGUGGGCGGGGCCUCCAUGAGAGAUCUCAGAGCGCCCAGGACAGACAGCACCUGGAGAACCUACUCUAUGAGCUCCGGGACUCAUGGGAUACCAUCAGUGGCAAAUCCAUGGAAAGGUGAGGGACACAAUGCACUGAUGAGAGAAAUAGCAUUUCCACACACCUAAAAGUAUUUAAAACACUGGUCCCAAUUCGCUCCCAACCCCUUCCCCUAGGCCUUUGAUAUCUGUAGAUCUGAAGGGAUAGGAUAGGUUCAAUCCAAAUAGUUGUGGACCAUCCAUAAUUUUGCUUCCACCUUACAGAUCUGCAAACAUUGAAGGGAUCUGCAAACAUCAAAGCCAAGAGUAGGGAUAGGGAGUGGAUUGUGACCGGAAUCAAUUUGGGCAACAUGGUUGGCCAACUUUGACAGAGUAUAUGAUCCAAUUGAAUUUUCCUCAGGCAACACAAACUGGAGGAGGCACUGCUGUUUUCAGGCAGAUUCACAGAUGCCCUUCAAGCCUUGAAUGACUGGUUGUACAGAGCAGAGCCACAGCUGGCAGAAGACGUACCUGUCGGUGGGGAAAAAGACAUGGUCAACAAUCUGAUCGACAAGCACAAGGUCAUUUUUUAUACAUUCUGUGUAUGUGAUUCGAUAAGAUAUUGAGGCUUUCCUAUGGACACCAUAAAAAUACCUUUCUUGAGGCGUCACCUGUAAGCUGUAUGACAGCAAUACAGGGUAUGAAAUUCCUCUCAAGCUGACAUUCUCUUGGACUCUCUUGUUUCUCAGGUGUUCCAGAAGGAGUUGGGGAAGCGAGCCGGGUGCAUUAGGACCCUGAAGCGCUCGGUGAGGGACCUGACCAGGAGCAGCACUGCCGAUGCCCAUUGGUUGCAGGAGCAGAUGGACGAAUUGGAGGGACGCUGGGAGGAAGUGUGUAAACUGUCCGUCUCCAAGCAGGCCAGGCUGGAGGCAGCCCUUCAACAGGUAAGUCACCAUACUGUCUUAUUCACAUUUUACGAUCACAUUUUACUUAUCUUCAUUGUUAUGGUAUGUAAUUGUAUAGUAUGGACGGGUAUAUCAAAGUCCACAUCUCGGAUGAGCCCCCAGAAAUUGUCCAAGACAAUUUCCCCCCCGUUUUGGACAAUAAAGUAUAUCCUUUCUAAGCACUUUACUUAAAGCCUGCAGGUAUAAUGAUUUAUGACUUGUUAUAAACAUGCAUGAGGCUUUAUAAUGUCUUAUGUCUCUCUAUGAAGGAUGGUUUAUCUCAUUGUCUUUUCAUAUGUGUGUCUCUGUCAGGCUGAGAAGUUUGACAGGUUGGUUCACUCCUUCCUGGAGCAUCUGGCGGAGGCAGAGAGGGUGCUGAAGUACGGGGUCAUCCCUGAGGAGGAGGAAGCUCUGCUGGCCUUCCGCAAACAACAUGAGGUAGGUAGACAUUUGGGCUUAAUAUGACUGUAGCCUCCAUUAUUAAGGUGUAUAAAUAUCAUAAUAACAAUUCACAUCAGGGCUUGUAGAGGUUGCAAGAUACAAGUUAUAAAAGCCUGAUGCUUUAUCUAGCUUUUUAUAAUAAUAAUAAUAAUAGUACAUGGUAUUUAUGAAGUGCUUUUCAAGAACCCAAUGUUGCUUUAAAAUUGUAGAAAUGAAAAACAAGAAACUGAAAUCAAAACAAAACCAAACUAAACAAAAGGACAAAAACAUGAAACAAAGAGCAGGGUCUGGGCUCAAGGAAUGGAAAAGGUGUGGUGUCAGUGCAUGACUGAGCAAGCGGGGGGGUGGGGGGGGUUGGGGUUUAAGGGUAGGCCACGGUGAAGAGGUAGGUCUUUAGACGGGACUGAAAGAUGGUGAUGGACUCAGAGGGAGGGAGGGAGUUUCAGUUCUGUGGUUGCCUUUUCAGUAUUUACUAACUUUCAAGAUACCAAGCUGCAGAUCAUUUUGUAUUUACUCAUAGUUUUAUAUUUUGAUGGCAUUACCCAGUAGACAGGGGGGUGUAUUGAGUUCUGUGUUUGUGUCCAGGAGUCAAUCACUUCCCUGCGCUCCCAGGAGAUGGAGCUAGAGAGCAUCCAGUGUCUGAGUGAGGAAAUCCUGUCCUCCUGUCACCCAGACUCCAUCAUCACACUCAAGUCCUGGAUCAGCGUCACCAAGACCCGCUACGAAGAGGUGAGUCCACUCUUACCUACUUAGGACAUUACGUAGGACAAAAAUAUAAUGACUAUGACUUAAACGUUGUGUCAGUGUAGCCUAUUUCUAUUAGGUAUUUAAAUGAGCCUGUGCGGAGUCACCAGAAAACACUAACAUCCGGUUUUGUGCUAGCCGGUGCAAAGGGAAUGAGUGAGACAGCCUGUCAGUCAUUCUGCAGUCAGUCAGUCUGCAGUUAGUCAGUUAGUGGUGAUUUUCUGUUAGGUGACUUGUCUUGCUGAUUCCCCGUAGACAACACAGAAUCCAGGUGUGACUUUUUGCUGGUGUUCCCUCUCUCUCUCUGAUUCAGGUGCAGACGUGGGCCCAGCAGCAGGGCCAGAGGAUCCAGGCCAGCCUGUCUGCUCUGGAGGCUGAGCGGGAGAAGCUGCAGCGCCUACUGGACUGGAUCUCAUCCGCCGAGGAGGCCCUCAACCUCAGAGACCAGGAGCCACCGGCUGAGAGCAUAGAACACAACCAGGAACUCAUCGUCCAACACAUGGUAUAGUACAUAAACACAGAGUUUGACCAUACCAUAUAGUCUCUACGAGCUACAAACCAUACAGAGCACAGAACUAACAAACACAGCUAAACAGUUUCCAAUUCACACAGUAUACAAUAACCAAAUACAUUUACAUUUGACAUUUUAGUCAUUUAGCAGACACUCUUAUCCAGAGCGAUAUACAGUUAGUUAGUGCAUUCAUCUUAAGAUAGCUAGGUGGGACAACCACAUAUCACAUAGUAAGCACAUUUUCCCUCAAUAAAGUAGCUAUCAGCAAAGUCAGAGCUAGUAAGGGGGAAAAAAAGUCAAGUGCGAGUAUUAGUUCACAAAAUACUGUUCAAAUUAUUUUUAGUUAAGACUCAAAUAAUAACUCACCAUUCCUCCCUCCAGGUAUUCAUGGAGGAGCUGAACCGAAAACUACCAGAGGUUGAACAUGCCACAAAAUCCUGCAAACAAAAGCUGAUCCCCAAACAGCAGGCUUCACCGUGCCGCAAGGCACUGACAAGUGAGUGAAGGGUUAGCAACCACUUGGCUUAGGGACUUUGUAUUAUAUUGAAAACUUGUUUUACUUACAGCACUAUGCUGAGCCAUCUUAAAAUGUUGACGUGCACAUUUUUUGAGGGAUUAUGUCAAACAUGGUCUGAUUUUACAUUAAAGGCCCAAUGCACGUAAUUUUCCUGUGUUUUAUAUUUCCACACUAUGAGGUUGGAAUAAUAGUGUGAAAAUGAUGAUAAUGCCCUUUUAGUGUAAGAGCUGUUUGAAAAGACUACCUGAAAGUUCUGCCUAUUUUGAUGGGAUUGAGUUUUGGCCUGCCUAUUGACAUCACCAGGCGGUAAAUUACUUAAAAGACUAAAGAGAGUUCCAAACCUCUCUGCCAAUAACUGCUAGUUUUCAAAUCAAAUCAAAACACAUUUUAUUUGUCACAUGCGCCGAAUAGAACAGGUGUAGACCUUACAGUGAAAUGCUUACUUACAAGCCCUUACCCAACAAUGCAGUUUUAAGAAAGAAUACCAAAAAAAAUCACAAAAAAAGACAAUAUAACAUUAUAUGAAAUAAAAGUAACAAAUAAUUUAAGAGCACCAGUAAAAAUAACAAAGAUAGUCUGGGUAGCCAUUUGAUUAGAUGUUCAGGAGUCUUAUGGCUUGGGGUAGAAGCUGUUUAGAAGCCUCUUGGACCUAGACUUGGCGCUCCGGUACCACUUGCCGUGCGGUACCAGAGAGAACAGUCUAUGACUAGGGUGGCUGGUAUAGAGGUCCUGGAUGGCAGGAAGCUUGGCCCCAGUGAUGUACUGGGCCGUACACACUACCCUCUGAAAUGCCUUACGGUUGGAGGCCGAGCAGUUGCCAUACCAGACAGUGAUGCAACCAGUCAGGAUGCUCUCGAUGGUGCAGCUGUAGAACCUUUUGAGGAUCUGAGGACCCAUGGCAAAUCUUUUCAGUCUCCUCAGGGGGAAUAGGUUUUGUCGUGCCCUCUUCACGACUGUCUUGGUGUGCUUGGACCAUGUUAGUUUGUUGGUGAUGUGGACAUGUGGACACUAAGGAACUUGAAGCUCUCAACCUGCUCCACUACAGCCCCAUCGAUGAGAAUGGGGGUGUGCUCGGUCCUCUUCUUUUUCCUGUAGUCCACUAUCAUCUCCUUUGUCUUGAUCACAUUGAGGGAGAGGUUGUUGUCCUGGCACCACAUGGCCAGGUCUCUGACCUCCUCCCUAUAGGCUUUCAGUCCCCCCUCCCCCCAAUCAGACCACUCCCAGACAGUCCUUGCAAAAUUCUUGCUUGAGAAAUUGCUCUUUGCUAUUUUUAUUUUAUUUUUGACCACAGUAAGGUACUUCAUUGUUAGCCAGAAAUUAUUUGAUAUUGAGAUAAAAAAUAUGUGUUUUUUUAAAUGUAAAAUGCUUGUUGAAGUUUGUAUCUACUGAGCUAAUUGAGGUAUCCAUCUUCCUGUGUUUGCUCCAGAGAGGAGGAGCACUCUGAAACUCCAGCCUGCAGUAGUCCCUCUCCCCCUGGAGAACCUGGACCCUCAGACACCUCAGCUGUGUCAGCUGGUCAACCACUGGCAGAAACUCUGGCUCCUGGCUCUGGCCAGACAGGGCCGCCUAGAGCAGCACGAGCAGAGACUCCAAGAGGUGACUGGCACAACAUACCGCCACCUAUGUCUUAGCUCUUUGCUUCACAGCAGUAUGCUGCGUUCCCAUACAUGCUUUAUGAAUGUAGUUGUAAACGUUUGUGAGCAGCUAUUGGUGCAUUAAAGUGCAUUAGCUAAUAAGACAUUGUAAAAAUGCGUUAUGAAGAGGGUAUUCAUUGGAAGUGUUACCGAGUUUCCCUUUCAAUAGCUUCAAAUCUGAAUCAAAAUUACUCUUUGUACAGUGUUAAUGUAAUUUCUCACUAAUAUUAUUGAUUUUCAACAAACAGAUGGAGGAAUUUGCAAAUUUCGACUUUAAUGUCUGGCGCAAGCGCUACAUGCAGUGGAUCAGCCACCUCAAGUCUCGGAUCUUAGAUGUGUUCCGUAACAUCGACAGGGACCAGGAUGGACGAAUCAGCAAGAAGGAGUUAAUCGACAACGUUCUGGCAUCCAGUAAGCCCUGCCCUCAUCCCCACUCCCAGCCUCUCAGCAUCUGUCACUCAAACCCUACAUCCAUUUAAUCAAUAUCAACGGCCAUUCGUUAUUGAUUUAAUUUAUGUAUAAAACUGCCACUUGGUACUAAUGUCCUGGAGAUAACGAUGGCCUUAUUUAAUCAGCAGAAACCUUUGAUCAGUCUGUUAUUAAAAUGUUAUUGAAAUGUCAGCAUCUCCCAUCACUGAUUCAAAGUCUAAAACUUAAACAAAUCCACAUUAACAAAUCCACAUAUUACAUUUUAUAACAUUUUGUAUUCCUUCUCCUUCCUGUUUAGAAUUCCCCACCAACUCCCUAGAGAUGAAUGCAGUGGCCAAUAUCUUUGACAUGAAUGGGGACGGCUUCAUUGACUACUAUGAGUUUGUGAGUGCCCUCCAUCCCAGCCGGGAUCCCUACAGGAGGACGCUAGAUGCAGAUCAGAUCAAUGAGGAGGUAAAAUGUCACCCAGAGUUGUUUUCAUGCCCAUGAUCUUCAACGGUGUAACAACAUGCAGUUCAACGUAUUACACCUAAAGACAGUUGUGUUUGAUGAAAGUUGUCUGACUGACUGACUCCCAUAUCUCUCUCAGGUGAGUCGACAGGUGUCUCAGUGCAACUGUCCCAAGAGGUUCCAGGUGGAGCAGAUCAGUGCCAACCGCUACAGGGUGAGUGACCUUUAAGCUUUGAUUGUAUUUCGGUCAUUGUAACAAGGAACAUGUGUUUAACUGAACCCUGUGAAAACAUUGGUUAUAUGGUUGUUAAUGCCCGUGAGAAAUGCCAGACUAUUAAAACCAGUUAUGUUUUUUGUUGGUCUCUGCUGUAGUUUGGGGAUUCCCAACAGUUGCGGAUGGUGCGUAUCCUGCGCAGUACCCUGAUGGUACGGGUGGGAGGAGGCUGGACAGCACUUGAUGAAUUCCUGGUCAAGAACGACCCUUGUAGAGGUUAGUGGAGACUUAAAGUAGGACCGCACUGAUUGACAAAUAAUUCUCAAAUAUAAGGUUUUAACUUUUUGUUUAUUUUUGUCUUAGUCUUAUCUUGGAUGUUGUCAUUUCAUCCAAACUGUUUUGAAGUUUGUUAGCUGGUUAUUUAGCAACGUCCAGAAUCUCCACUAGAAUUUAGCAAUGCUAGUGGAAACAGCUUGUAUCAGUUAUUAGCAAUGCAUUCAAAAGCAUGGGGACAGCGGCCGUGGGGACCUAAGAAGCACUCUGCAGAGCUCUUUCCCAAUGCUUUUAAUACAUUCCAUUUCCACUAGCAUUGCAUCCACUACAUCCUCCAAAAAUGCUUUCUUUAAUGAAGCCAGAUUCAUAAUGACCAUUGAUGUCUGUUAUUUAUUUCACAGUGAAAGGUCGGACGAACCUAAAGAUAAAGGAGAAGUAUUUAUUCGACAACUCCCGGAGAGGAGGCUCAUCUAAAACCCUGACGGUCAGCAGGUCCAACUCCAGCCUGAGUCUCUACAGCAGCGCCUCGGCUCCAAGCAGCCCCCUAACACGCAAGGUAAGAUCCCCUCCAUCAUAGUGUACUAUCAGACCCCGACACAGUAAUAUCACUACCUUUGUAUAAGCCCACAAACCAACAAGAUAAGAUCACCUCCAUCAUAGUGUACUACCAGACCCCGACACAGUAAUAUCACUACCUGUGUAUAAGCCCACAAACCAACAAGGUAAGCUUACCACUGUAACUUUGUACUAGCCCCAAACCAACACACUCACCUUUGUAGUAGUAUGAUAGUCCUCAAAGCAAUAUGGUAAGCUCACCUAUUCAUGUCAUUGAGAUGGCUAGUAUCAUGGUUAGUUCAUCUCUUCUCCCAUGUUCCAGGCCUUACUGCGGAGGAGUCUCUCAGGCGACCGCUGCAUCCGGCCCAGGAGCUCCAUAGCUGCUCUGGGGUCAGAUCUACAGUUCUCCACUGCGGGAGAUGAUGAUUCUCUUUCACCAUCAGGUGUGUACAGUAAAUCAACCCUCUAUGAACAGAAUUGGACUUGCAAUUAUAGUACAGUUCAAAUUAGUUCAACAUGAUAGCCCUUCCAUUGACAUGAUGGCUUUUGUUUUUCAUCUUUUCAGAGGAGGCUGAAAGACUGCCCACAUGA
Messenger RNA from Coregonus sp. 'balchen', 8871 nucleotides. NCBI's taxonomy places the organism in Eukaryota, Metazoa, Chordata, Actinopteri, Salmoniformes, Salmonidae. The record is from the annotation of a GenBank genome assembly.